CUAUUAUUCCCAUCUGUCCCACUCCCCAUCUUGCAUACAAUCACCCUGUCCUCCUUCUCUGGUUUCUCGCUGAGCGAAAACCUGUUUCCACUACAUACAUCCUACUCUCUUCCACUCGUACAUAUUUUCUCGUUGCAAAUAACAUAUUCAAAAUGGAUAAGAUUAAGGAGAGAAUGAACAACCUCCGCCUUGAGGCCGAGGAGGCUCAAGAGAAGGUUGAAGAACUCAAGACCAAGGUUAAGACGUUGGAGCAGGAGAACCUGGCCAAGGAGCAGGAGAUUACAUCCCUCAACCACCGGAACCAGCUUCUGGAGGGUGAGGUGGAGAAGCUUGAGACUGCCCUCAAGGAGGCCAAGGACGCUGCCAACCAGGGCGCCCAGCACGAUACCCAGAAUGAAGCCCUCCAGAGACGUCUGCAGCUCCUGGAAGAGGAGGCCGAGGAUGCCGACAAGAACUUGCGCGAGACGAACGAGAAGCUCCGCCAAACCGACGUCAAGGCUGGUCACUACGAGCGCAAGGUGCAGGCCCUCGAGGCUUCUCGUGACCAAUGGGAAAGCAAGUAUGAGGAGAUGGCCAAGAAGUACGCUGAGCUGCAGAAGGAUCUCCACGACCUUGAGGUCUCUAUCAGCAAUGUCUAAAAGGCCAGCGUGGCGAAGUGCCGGCAAACGGGGGACCCAGCAUCUCUUUUUCCACAUAUACUAUUCUUUUAGCUUUCUAUCCCUCUGCACAUCACAGCCUGAUUUCUUACGUUCCUGUCGGCAGGAAGCGGCUUUGGCAGUCUCUGUCCGUCUUGUCAUCUAGCUGGUUUGUCAUCGAUCCCACCAACCGGUUCUCCGCUCGUCCUUGCAACCUUGUUUAUCUUUUGACUCGACGUCAAACAUUUUCAUCAUUGCCACGAGAGGUACAUAGAGUAUAUUUAAUAGGAGUGUCCAUGUGCGUUGUCACCAUAUGUGAAGAUUAUGAAAUGCAAGCUCCAUGCUCAUGAACGUUCGCGUCGAGCGUUUGCCUUU
Aspergillus homomorphus CBS 101889 is the source of this 1010-nucleotide messenger RNA. RefSeq names its product tropomyosin. NCBI's taxonomy places the organism in Eukaryota, Fungi, Ascomycota, Eurotiomycetes, Eurotiales, Aspergillaceae. Gene Ontology annotation, cellular component: actomyosin contractile ring; actin filament. The record is from RefSeq and is a predicted model, not a curated record. The transcript has 3 exons. Gene Ontology annotation, molecular function: actin filament binding. Gene Ontology annotation, biological process: mitotic cytokinesis; actin filament organization. The coding region runs from base 153 to 638 and encodes 161 amino acids.